AUGGCAAAUUGGGGAAUGUUCGAAGCAUACCGCCAGAGGAAGAAAAGGUUAGCGAUCACGUACGAUGGACUGAGCGAUGGGCUCAAGAAUGGUGUCGAUAUCGAAGUACUUGAAGGAAACAAAUGGUUCAAGCUUCCUCGUGAUUAUGGAGAAAAAUACAAAGAUAAUGGCCAGCGCAUUACACCAGAGGAGGGAACAGCUCGGCUCCGAUCGUCCAAAGAUCAUAUCGAUUGCUUAGUCGUUUCAUGCAAGUCAAAUCACGCGUUUCUAGGUAUUCGCUCUCUUGCAUACCGCCUCUCGUCAAAGUCAACCAUCUUGAUCACUCAAAACGGUCUGGGUAUCGUGGAAAGACUCAACCGAUUCAUCUUCACAAACCCGAGCGUACGCCCUAAAUACCUCCAUGCCGUUUUCAGCCACGGUUUGGAUAAGAAGGAUAUGUACCAAGUCAAGUAUAAAAAGGUUGGAAUGACGAAUAUCGCUCCUCCAGUCACAGCGGGUGAGGUCUCCCUGAUGAAGCCAGAGGAUGACACCACUUGGGAGCCCUCUACGAAAUACUUGGCUCGCCUUUUCACCCUAACCCCAAGCCUGGCUGCCAUUGUGAAUACGCCUACCAACGUUCUCAUGUACCAACUUGAGAAACUCGCUGUCAGCUGUGUGAUUGAACCAUUGACUGCGAUAAAUGAUUGCCGAAAUGGCGACCUACUUUAUGUCGAGAGUGUCUCCCGCAUUAUGAGAUUACUUCUCUUCGAGAUCUCAAGGGUCAUUUUGGCUCUUCCUGAAUUGCAAGGGGUUCCCGGACUGGAAGAUCGAUUUGAACCCGAGCGUUUGCGCCGAAUGGCCGUUUUCGUGCUCAAUCAAACCCGAGAUAAUACCAGUACGAUGCUCCACGACGUUCGGAGCCGGAAAGGGACGGAAAUCGAAUAUUUGAACGGAUACAUCGUGCGCCGUGGCGAAGAAUUGGGUAUCACAUGUGUGCUGAAUUACAUGAUAAAACAUCAGAUUCAUGGCAAACAAGUCAUCAACAAUCGCCAGGAAGCUGAAGCAAUUCCAAUUGAUGCCGGCUCCAGGUCAACCGACAGCCACCAUUUGACUGGUCUCCAUCUAAAUCCUAUACCAGGGAAGAACACACAGCCGCCUCAAUCAAUCGACAAUGAUCAUAUCAAAUUCGAAUCGCCGUGA
This is a messenger RNA of Penicillium cosmopolitanum, 1179 nucleotides long. RefSeq lists its product as uncharacterized. Bases 1 to 1179 code for a protein of 392 amino acids. The transcript has a single exon. Gene Ontology annotation, cellular component: mitochondrion; cytoplasm. Gene Ontology annotation, molecular function: NADP binding; 2-dehydropantoate 2-reductase activity. NCBI's taxonomy places the organism in Eukaryota, Fungi, Ascomycota, Eurotiomycetes, Eurotiales, Aspergillaceae. The record is from RefSeq and is a predicted model, not a curated record.